This is a messenger RNA of Drosophila biarmipes, 636 nucleotides long. RefSeq lists its product as uncharacterized. The record is from RefSeq and is a predicted model, not a curated record. Lineage: Eukaryota; Metazoa; Arthropoda; Insecta; Diptera; Drosophilidae. The transcript has 2 exons. The coding region runs from base 56 to 403 and encodes 115 amino acids.
UUUAAAACAUUAAAAUAUUGUUAUUUCCUUGAGUGUAGGAAAAGAGCAGUUCAGAAUGCUGCGAUAUGCAAUCCAACUUCAAGUCAAGCCGAGUGACCCCAUUACGCAUACGCAGUGUGCGCCAGAUAAGCAUCCUCGCAUCAUCGUAAUCAGGCAACUCGCAUCGAGGGCAUCAGCAUUAUUAGCAGCCCAUCCCGAUUGCCAGCGCCGACAACAAAGUGAUAAACUGCUCGACAUCCAGGCAUCAGGGAGUCAAUUAUAUAAUGAUGCGUCGAUAUCUAGGGAAGCGGGGAUCCAGGAAGCCUCGCAUGAUGCACUCAUUUGUGACGCCGUUCGCAGGACUCGACAGGAUGCGGUGUUCAAGGGGUUAGGUCCUGGCAGAGUCCCGCCCAGUUGGCUGUGACAGGCAGCAACUGUCACAAUAGCUGUCAAUGUUUGGACAUUUGUCGAUGACCAUAAAACAGAAGCUUAAAUAUUGGAUCGCUUUCCGAAAGGGGCCAUAAUGGAGCAGCACUUGAGGUGGAUAAAUGGCAGGAAGAAAGUCUAUUUAUGAACAGCCAAUAUAAGCGAUAACAAUAACAUAAGUCUUGGGAUGGGGCACAAUAUUCAAGUUGAGAAGAAUGAACUCAGAAUUUA